AAUCCCGCGGCCGAGAGAAACCAACGUCUCUCUUCCCCCUUCCCUCGACUCGGGGGAGAGAGAGAGGAAUUUCCUGCGGUCCGGUGACUUUUAUCGAGAACACCAUUCCCGUCCGCCUUAACACCCCGUUGGGGAAGGAGCCGUGAUUUAUACGAGCUUGAUCGGCCGUCCUAAGCCUCUCUCGUUAGAAUCGAUUGCGCCAAGGGGUGGACGCUCUCUCCGUCUUCCUCUUUCUCUUUCUCUCUCUCUCGAAACACAACCCAUCACCACCACCCCCUCCCUCUUUCGGUCACGUCCCCCUGGAAUUAGGUCGUCUCGACGUUUCGAUCAGAUUUCUGGAAACAAUUGGUUGGUCGCGUGGCCGUUAAACUCGUCCGCAAACUUGCCCCCAAGAAUUUCUUCUACCCCUGCGAAACAACUUCCCUUUAGAGGAAAACAACAACGGGAAAAAAGUUGCUUCUCUUUCAAAGUUCCAAGAAAAUCUUUCUCUAAUUAUGCGUAUCCUUUCUUUCGAUGAAGAAGAAGAAGAAGUUUUUCCUCAAAUUUAUCGGUGGUACGUGAUGAUAUUUGUUAAAAGCGAUCGUUUUCUUAUUUUUUUUUAACCUUCCUUCCCCUUUCUAUAUUAUAUUCCUCUCGAAAAAGCUUGCCAUCACUUUCAAUCUCGAUAAUUUCCUCGCAUUGAAUCUCGAAAAACUUCUCUAGCCAAGGGAAGUGCAGAGGAGAAGUUAAAGGAAAAGAGAGAGAGAGAGAGAGAGAGGCUUGGCCGGCCGAUUGGCACAAAGAUCACACGCCACGAUCAUUAAACGUUCCAUUCGCGCAGAGAUUGGCUCGUUAGUGGCGCGUUCAUCUCCGGAAUCCGCGGCGGGAAUAAUAAUAGAAGGUGGUGGUAUACUAGUAGUAGUAGUAGAGCCCCCGUCCAGAGGAGGGAGGGAGGGACGUGUAUCGUCUCCUUAACGACGUAUCCCUCGACCAACAACUCGAAUCAACAAUUUAUUGUCCAUCCCACGGAGGAGGAGGAGGAGAUCAAUACCGGUGCGGAGAAGACCACCUCUCUCACCCCUCUCACCCCAUUCCCACGUUCAAAUUGAAAUCUAUUCUCCAUCUCUCUCUCUCUCUUUCUCCUCUCCUCCUCUCGUCCUUUCCCCGCGUAUCGUGCACGCGUUGUUGUUGUUGUUGUAUGUCGGUUGAUUGCCGGUCGGCCGGGAACGUUCGAUGCAUACGCCGGCGUGGAACGAUUGCGGGAGACAGCGGCAACGACCGACUUCAAGGUAGCUUAAGCCAGUCCACGGUUUAUGUAAGCUGUUUCGAGGUCUGGGGGAGGAUCUAUGCGCGCCUCGCUUUCCUUCGCCGGCCGCCGUACAUGUAAAUUAUGUAGGACUUCUCGAUUAAAUGGAUUCACGGCGGUAUUAGCGGGAUCAGUUUCCGGUUUCCUGGCUUGUUGCUUUACAGGGGCGAAACGACUCGAGGGGGGAGAAAGGGAGGAGGCAGGAAAGGGGAAGGAAGGAGAGAGAAGAGGGGUGGACGGAGAAAUACCAUGGCAACGCGACGAUUGUUAGACGGAAAUCCUUGAUGAGAGAAGUGGAUCGACGAUAUUAUUUCCGACGGCGAGAAGUGCAACGAAGAAACGAUUCGAUAGAGAAGAAGAAGAAGAAAGAGAAGGAGAAGGGGUGGUCAAACGAACGUAGCCGAGAAUCGAAAUUCGACUUGUGAAAAAUGGCCGAGAAGCAAGAAUUCAAGGUUCUCUUUCGAAGGAGAUGGCCGCAAUAUAUUGGCGCGAUCUCAGCGUGCAUGGGUGGAUUUUCACUGGGUUGCGGUAUCGGAUGGAGCGCGCCAUGCGUUGAACUUUUGAAAGAAGAGCACAUGUACGACAUAUCCGCGAUCGCCUUGAUCGCCGCGAUUUUCCCAUUGGGUGCGGCCUGCGGGUUGCCAAUUGUGCCAUUCCUGAUCGACAAGAUCGGUCGAAAGUGGUUGAUGCUCUCUCUGAUUCCGGCCUUCAUCCUCGGCUGGGUUUUCAUCAUAAUCGGUGUUUCCGUGUUCGCCCUUCUGGUCGUAGGAAGAUUUCUCACUGGCGCCUGUGGUGGCAUGUUUUGCGUCAUAGUGCCCAUGUACUCCGCCGAGAUUUCGGAGAAACAAAUCAGAGGUACUUUGGGUAUAUUCUUCCAAUUAUUGCUCGUGAUCGGGAUCCUGUACGCCUACUGCUGCGGAUAUGCUAGAAACGUCGUUACCACGACAGGUCUUUGUUUAGUUGGUCCAAUUCUGUUUGUUAUAAUGAUGAUCUUCAUGCCUGAGAGUCCUAUGUUUUACAUGGUAAAGCGCAACGAGGAGGCUGCCAAAAGAUCGAUGAGAUUCUUCCGAGGACCGGAUUACGAAGAAAUCGACGAUGAGCUCGCUAUAUUCAAAGAACAAGUAGAGAAAAGCGCACUCCAGCAAGUGACGUUCGGCGCGUUCAUGAAGAAAGCUGUGCUGAAGACGUUGGGGAUCGCUUAUGGGCUGAUGUUCGCCCAACAAUUCAGCGGUAUCAACGCGAUCAUAUUCUACAGCGAGACGAUUUUCAAGCUGACCGGCGUCGAUCUAGAUCCCUUGAUGCAGAUGGUGGUGUUCGCGGUGGUCCAGGUGAUCGCUUGCCUCAUAGCUGCUGCGCUGAUCGACCAAGUGGGCAGAAAAGUACUCCUGGUAGUAUCUUUUACGGUGAUGUGCAUCUGCCUGAUAGGUCUGGCCGUGUUUUUCAUCAUAAAAGAAUCCAAUCCCCCGUUAGCCGACACUCUGUAUUGGUUACCGCUCCUUUGCGCUUGCUUAUACAUCCUGUCCUUCUGUCUGGGUGCCGGUCCUAUACCGUGGGCCUAUAUGGGAGAGAUCUUUCCCACCAAGUUAAAGGGGACCGCUUCCACGUCCGCGGCAUUGUUCAACUGGAUAUUGGCGUUUAUCGUGACGGUGUCGUUCUCGAGCGUGGUCGAUGCCGUCGGGAUCGCACCUGUUUUCUUCUUCUUCGCGUUGAUCUGCGCGUUGAGCGUGAUUUUCGUGAUCUUCCUUUUGGUCGAGACAAAAGGGAAAACGUUCACCGAGAUACAGAGGGAAUUCGGCACGUUCGAAAUCGAGGAAUAAAAGGAAAGAAGAAAAUAUAUAUAUAUAUUUGAAUAAAAAUAUAUAUAUAUCGAAUAUCGAGAUCCGAGAGAUGAUUUUAUCGCUUUGUGAGCGAAAAUGAAAAAAAUAUAUAAAAGGGGAAAAAAAAAA
This is a messenger RNA of Apis mellifera (honey bee), 3231 nucleotides long. RefSeq names its product headcase protein (gene heca). Gene Ontology annotation, cellular component: membrane. Bases 1714 to 3102 code for a protein of 462 amino acids. The record is from RefSeq and is a predicted model, not a curated record. Gene Ontology annotation, molecular function: transmembrane transporter activity. Gene Ontology annotation, biological process: transmembrane transport. Lineage: Eukaryota; Metazoa; Arthropoda; Insecta; Hymenoptera; Apidae. The transcript has 7 exons.